Podarcis raffonei (Aeolian wall lizard) is the source of this 2385-nucleotide messenger RNA. Its product is annotated as vomeronasal type-2 receptor 26-like. NCBI's taxonomy places the organism in Eukaryota, Metazoa, Chordata, Lepidosauria, Squamata, Lacertidae. Gene Ontology annotation, cellular component: membrane. The transcript has 5 exons. The record is from RefSeq and is a predicted model, not a curated record. Bases 1 to 2385 code for a protein of 794 amino acids. Gene Ontology annotation, molecular function: G protein-coupled receptor activity. Gene Ontology annotation, biological process: G protein-coupled receptor signaling pathway.
AUGGUGAUAUUUGUGAUACUGGUGUUAGUGUUGCUAACCCAAAUGAUGUCUAUUUCUCCAAUGGUUAAACACACCAUCACUCACCCUAUUCUUACUCAUCACAAGUGCUAUCAUGUAGGAGAUUUCAUCAUUGCUGGCAUUAUUUCUCAGAUAUACAUAUUGCCUAAUCCAAUCAAAUUUAAAGAACAUCCUUCUCACGAAGCAUUUGACAAUAUCAUGGUACUAACUCAGAGCUACCAGCAAAUCCUGGCCUUGCAAUUUGCUGUGAAAGAGAUAAAUGAAAACCCCCAGAUAUUACCCAAUGUCACCAUGGGUUUCCACAUCUACAACAGCAAUUUCCAUGCAAGAUGGACCUACCUUGCCUCAAUGGAACUUCUGUCUACACCAGGCGGGUUUAUCCCAAACUACAAGUGUGACAUUCAGAAUAGUCCAGUUGCAGUCAUUGGGGGACCCAAUUCUGAUAUAUGUCUCUACAUUGCAACCAUCCUGUGCAUUUAUAAGAUUCUCCAGCUUACGUAUGGCUCUGCUCCAGUGAUAAAUGAUGAAACCCAUGGAGUUUCUUUGCACCAGAUGUUCCCAAAUGGAGACAAACAGUAUAUGGGGAUUGUCCAGCUACUGCUGCAUUUUCAGUGGACAUGGAUUGGGGUGCUUUUCAUAAAUGAUGACAGUGGAGAGAGAUUGAAAGCAAGAAUGCUUCACACUUUCUCCCAGAAAGGCAUCUGCUUUGAUUUUGUCGAAAGAUUUCCACAAGCAGUAUUUUCUACUGGAAUUCAUGAUUUGGUGCUGGAGGGGAUUCACACAAUCAAUGUUGUUAUGAAAAGCACUGCCAAUGCAGUUGUUGUAAAUGGUGAAAUCCACACCAUUCUUGUUUUAAGAACACUGUUGCAUCUUCAAGAAUUUGAGGAAAUACCCAUAAAAACAAAGAUCUGGAUUAUGACAGCCGAGAUGGAUUUUACAGCACUUAGUGCUCAAAAAGGUUGGGACAUCCACUUUAUCCAUGGCAGCAUAUCCUUGGCAAUUCACUCAAAGGAUCUUCCAGGAUUCCACACAUUUCUUCAAACAAGAAACCCUACCAGAGCAAAAAAAGACGAUUUUAUUAGGGUCUUCUGGGAAAAUGCUUUUAGCUGUACUUUCCAUAGUUCCACCUUAGAAGAGGAUGCUGGUGAAAUCUGCACCGGAGAAGAAAAACUGGAGACACUCCCUCAGUCAGUUUUUGAAAUGAGAAUGACUGGUCACAGCUAUAGUAUCUACAAUGCUGUACAUGCAGUGGCAGAAGGUUUACAUGCUAUGUAUUCAUUGAAAUUCAAAAAAGUCAGUGAAAGAACAUGGAACCUUAUUAAUCAACAGCCAUGGCAGACAAAGCCACUUUCUCAGUGUAAUGACAACUGUCGCUCAGGAUAUAGUAAGUCAAAGAAGGAAGGGAAGCCAUUUUGCUGCUAUGAUUGUCUCCGCUGUCCAGAGGGCAAGAUUUCCAAUCAGAAGGAUAUGAAUGAUUGUUUACAAUGCCCAGAAGACCAGUAUCCAAAUAACCUCCAGGAUUCAUGCAUUCCGAAAUACAUAAGUUAUUUGUCCUAUGAAGAACCAUUGGGGAUCAGUUUGACAAUUGCUGCUCUCUCUCUUUCUUCCAUCACAGUUUGGGUACUUCAGAUUUUCAUUAAGCACCAGGACACUCCCAUAGUCAAAGCCAACAACCGAAGCCUCACUUACACUCUCCUUUUCUCCCUCUUGCUCUCUUUCCUUUGUACUUUAUUAUUCAUAGGUCGACCUGAAAAAGUAGUAUGUCUCCUUCGACAAUCUGUUUUUGGUGUCAUUUUCUCCAUUGCAGUUUCUUGUGUAUUGUCCAAAACAACAAUAGUGGUCCUAGCUUUCAUGGCUACCAAACCAGGAUCCAGCAUGAGAAAAUGGAUGGGGAAACAACUGGCCACCUCCAUUGUUCUUUCCUGCUCCAUGAUUCAAACCACACUAUGCAUUGUGUGGCUCUCAACCUUCCCCCCAUUCCCAGAUUUGGACAUGCACUCCAUGACUAAAGAAAUUGUACUGGAAUGUAAUCAAGGGUCAGUCAGUAUGUUUUAUUGCGUCCUGGGCUAUAUGGGUUUCCUGGCCAUUGUCAGCUUCACUGUGGCCUUCUUAGCCAGGAAGUUGCCUGACAGCUUUAAUGAAGCCAAGUUUAUCACCUUCAGCAUGCUGGUCUUUUGCAGUGUGUGGUUGUCAUUUGUUCCAACUUACUUGAGUACCAAGGGCAAAUACAUGGUGGCUGUGGAGAUCUUCUCCAUUUUAGGCUCCACUGCUGCUUUAUUAGGCUGCAUCUUUUCCCCCAAAUGCUAUGUUAUUUUACUGAGGCCUGAACUGAACAGCAGAGAACAGCUAAUGGGGAAAAAGAGAUAA